CAAAAUGACGUCAUUGCUAACCGAACGUCUCAGGUCUGACAGUUCUUUCUCGCUUCUCUGUUGUUACACGCGACUCCAUCACGGCAUAAUCGAGAUCUCCGUUGGGAGGAUCUAACGUGGCAAUUAAACAGACCAUCGAGGAUGUUACGAAUUAAAAAAUGAGAUUCGACUCCUGCUCGGGUUGGCGAAAAAUUGCCCUUGUCGGUCUAUCCGUACAUCAGCGGGCCAAUCAGCGGCGUCCGGAGCUCAACACGAACAACAGUUCAGUCAGAGAUGGCGCCCAGCUCGAAAUCCGAAAAGGACAUCAAACGCAAACCCCAAAGAAGACACAAAGACCAUGUCGUAAAACUUCUUAUGCGGGGGAAGCUUUCAGGGCAGUUCUCUCAGCAUCUUUUCAGGAAGCUCCCUCCUCGAGUGUGUGUCCCGUUAAAGAACAUUGUCAGUGAGGAAUACCUGAGAGCGGGGCAUAUCUUUCUUGGCUUCACGAAGUGUGGCCGCUACGUUCUGUCCUACACCAGGGACUGGGGAGAGGAUGAUGAGUUCUAUUUCUAUACUUACCAUCUCUAUUGGUGGGAGUUUAAUCUCCACAGUCGACUCAAACAGGUCCAAUAUGUGCGCCUGUUUGCAGGCGAAGAAAUCUACAAUGACCUUUACCUCACUGUGUGCGAAUGGCCAAAUGACCAGUCUAAAAUUGUCAUCUUCGGUUUUAACUCUCUCCUGAUGAACUUGAUGAGCGCUGAGAACUACCGAGACAUCUGCAUCACAAUUGUUUCGAUGCCUCCACCUCAGCCUUGCGCUGAGUGCGGCACACUUCCCUCCACCACAUCUAUACACAAUGGAAACGGUCAGUGUCUGGAGCACGGCUACGUCCUCAACAGCAAGUAUCAGGUGGUGUACCCCUUUCCCACUUUUCAGCCUGCUUUCCAGCUGAAAAAGGACCAGGUCAUCCUGUUAAAUACGAGCUACUCUCUGGUGGCUUGUGGCAUCUCUCUCUGCCAAGGCAAGGCUGGUCCAUCGUCCCAAAUUCUUUACACAAAGAGAGCGGCUUUGUCACGUCAGGCAUCCCCACCGCCCUCUCCCACCACUUCAUCUUCCUCAUUGUCUGAGGGAUCUCCUGAUGAGGAGCCAACACAGAGCAGGUUAACCCCCACACCUACUUCUUCUAGCCAAUCGCAAGCAGCGAUGCGAGCUAGAGAAUUUGCAGCCGACCUCUUCCGACGGGCACAAGGUGGAGCCGGCGGAAGUAAAAGAGAGGGAUCACAGAAACCCUCAGAGCCGUUGGUGGUUAACGCUCAACAGGAGGAGCAGGAUUGUCCAAAGGCGAUGCAGAAAGAAACACGGACUUGUUCGCCACAAAUGUUGACGUCCUGCCAGAGUUUAAUGCAGUCAUCAGAACAAAUGUCUCCUGCGUCCUCUUCAUCAUUGCCUUCAUCCCCUCCUACUCCAUCUGCAUCGCAGGACGUUGACCCCAGUGAGCCUGGAUAUGUCAACUACUCAUGUCUGCACUAUUGUUUCCGUCCGGGCUUACUGGAGCAGAAUACAGGAGGCGAUACAGGUUACGAAGAUGAUAAAGUACAGCUGCCGUUCACGGUCACCGAUCUUAAAGGGCGGAGUCUGCAGUUGAUCAGUGAGCCACACGAUGGACAGAGUGUGUGUGUCGAGCAGCUGACGCUGGACUUUGAGUAUCUAAUUAAUGAGGUGAUCAGGAAAGACGCUGCCUGGGCGCCGCAGUUCUGCUCUUUCAGCGACUAUGAUGUGGUCAUAUUAGAGGUGUGUCCGGAGACCAACACUGUGAUGAUUAGCAUCGGUCUGCUGUUAUUGGCCUUCUCCCCCUCAGAGCAUUGCAGGCCCAACACGUACCAUUCAAACCUGCAGGUCAGUUGGGACCUGAACACGGGUGUCUGUUCCACUGUGGGCGUGGGUGACCUGACAGAGGUCAAGGGUCAGACCAGCGGGCGUGUAUGGAGUUCUUACAGGAAGUCGUGUGUGAACACGCUGAUGAAGUGGCUCAUUCCUGAGAGCAGCGCGCGCUACAUCAAUCGAAUGACCAACGAAGGACUACACAAAGGAUCAUCUCUUCAGGUGUUGGCUGAUAGCGACAGAUGCACUUGGAUUGUUCUGUGAUGUUACAACGCAAUGGGUACAAAUCAAAAGGAGAACGGCAUUGGGGCUGAACUGCACUGUGAUAACAUGUACACAUAAAAAACUGUACUUGCUGUCAUAUCUGUACAUAUUUUUUUUUUCCAAUUACACAUUUGUAUUUACUUAACGUUGUUUAAUUUGUAAGUACAAAAAGAAAGCGCUGGACUGGAUGAAGAUUCUGACAACUGUUUGCGUAGAGUUCUUUUCUUACACAGUGUAAAAGAAUACCUGAAGUGUUUGUGUCUGCAGGAGAGAGUACUGAAUGUAUGUCAACUUGCAUCUGUGUCAUAGAUGCAUUUGUGUCUACAAUGGGACUGAUUAUUGCUGCUUGUGAAUAACUUGUUCCCUCCUGUGGCUGAAACCAGCCUGGCCCCAUUCUGUAGACUCACGAGGCUGCCAUUUUUCCUCAUAACAUGGAACAAAGCAAUCCUAUGUAACUCUAAAUAUCCUUGGGUGAGGUUUAUAAAAAAAAAAAAAAUGUGUUUAACGGCUGUUGGGCAUUUUCAAGUCCCAUACAUGUUUAACUGAUUAAUGUCAUGUUUUAUGUUCCUCACAAGCGAUGAAGAUGAUUUUGUGAAAAUGAACUAUUAAAACAUUUUUUCUUGUGGA
This is a messenger RNA of Hippocampus comes (tiger tail seahorse), 2751 nucleotides long. RefSeq names its product DDB1 and CUL4 associated factor 15 (gene dcaf15). NCBI's taxonomy places the organism in Eukaryota, Metazoa, Chordata, Actinopteri, Syngnathiformes, Syngnathidae. The coding region runs from base 274 to 2124 and encodes 616 amino acids. Gene Ontology annotation, biological process: protein ubiquitination. The transcript is spliced from 13 exons. Gene Ontology annotation, cellular component: Cul4-RING E3 ubiquitin ligase complex. The record is from RefSeq and is a predicted model, not a curated record.